GUUAGUUUACUAUUUCAGGUGAGUUCCCCGCUCAGUGUAUGAACGAGUGUCUUUGCUGGGACAGUAUAUAUCGAUAUAUAUACUGUACAGUAGUUCUGGUACAGCAGUAACAAUAAAUUUGUUGUACAAUUUUACUCUGCAAUCAUAGAACACCUAAGAUACCCUUAGGACGACAGGAAGAAUUUAGCUUAAAACUGCCUUCACUGUUCUCACAUACAUGACGCAACAUUAUUCUCUCUAACGUAAAUUUCUCUUUGUAUAAGUGUGUGUGUGUGUAAUCAUAAUGUAGUGCACACCAGUGGACGGCAACGCGACCGCUUCCCAACAUGACGUAACAAAUUGAACGCAUAUAGACGCCCACGAGUUUCAUUUAUUUUCUUACUGAAUAGUUGAUUGCAGUUGUGGAAUUAUAAACGUGUGAAGCCAUGCCCAGUAAUUGUGCAGUAUAUAGUUGCUACUCAAAGGGAAUAUUACUUUUCACAAGUUCACAAGAAUGAAGAGGUGAAAAGGGGAUGGGUUUACCUCUGCAGUAGUCAAGAUUCCAUUAAUGUUAACAGAGCAAUAAUAUGUAGCGUGCAUUUUGAACGUAGUGAGUUUGAGAUAUUAUAUAUGAGCUACUCGGUCAAUCAAUACUGAAACGUCUACUAAGAAUUAAGGAAGGAUCAUUCUCAACACUGCAGUUACCUACACACACCAGGUGGAAAGACACUGUAGCUGAGCUGGCCUAUCGCAUCUCAGAGACUGCAAACUGUCUUUAUGUUUUUGUUAAGAGACUUCAUCGGUGAGGCUUGCUGUCGUUCUGUGUUAACAACUCAGAGAAUUAAUGUCCAUACCCAAGAAACGCCAUUACAAUGGGCAUCAGGACACCAUGGUCGAGGCUUCUCACCGCACCUCUCCUGACAUCAUGGACGUCACCUACGACGAAGUCUCAUAUGAUAGUUAUUUAAGUGGGGUUCUAAAUGAUUUCGGCAUCCAGUUCAGCCCUGGACGCUCAAGCAUUGUGGAAAUCCCCGAGGAUGACUUUGAGCCACUGUCUAAAGAUGAGAACGUAUCUUCACCUGGAGGAGCACCGUCGCCUUCGGAUCUUGACCCCAGUGACCUGAACAGAGAGCAAUUCUCUUCUGGCUCAGGCGCGACGUUCUUACCCCUUGAGUACAAUGGACAGUUUGAAGAGAGUCAGGCGCCAUCCCAGAGCUCUGUCUCUUCUGCUGGUAAAAAACUUCGCCAGAAGAAGCCUAAAGUGUAUGACAGCCUCCCCUUCGAGGAUGAAGAAAUGGAAAGAAAAAGACUAAAUGCCAUCACUGCAAAGAAAAACCGCGACACGAAGAAAAUGUACAUGCGGACUCUGGAGCAAACACUUAAGUCCAUGAAGACGAUCAACAAGCAAUGUCAUAAAGCCUUGAAAAAAACCGGCACUGAUGUGGGAAUGCUGCACCAAAAGAUAAGACACCUGGAAGAGACUCUAGAAAGGAGCACCUCCCAGAUCAGGGAAAAUAAUAUGGAGAUUAGGAGGAAGAGGGAGAGGAUGAACUUGUUGAUGGCUCACCUGGAUAUCAUCAUUAGUGGCUUCGAUGAUCAUAAUCCUGCCAAGCGCAUCAUUACCACACUCCUCAAGACAUUCCAGACAGAAGACUCCUCUGAUGAAUUCCAAAAAGAGGACUCCUCUUAUACCUCGUCGAGGGAAAACUCCUGGUACACCUGAUACAGUACCUGCUAAUGUCUACCUUUUCCCAGUCUGCCUUACAAACGAGAGUAGUGAAGAACGGUACUGUUUAUUUACUAUAUUUGGGAAAACUCCACAGCAAACACUGACAUAGCUGAAUCAUAUUGUAUCAUCUGGAUCAAAAUACAAUUCCCGUGAGGUGAUAGACUUACGUUCCUAGUGUUUGGUUCACUGCAGUCACGCGUCCAGCUUUGAUUGUCAGUCGCGUAUUUGACCUGGGAGAGAAUCCUAUACGUCGGUCAUUGAUCUGUAAACUCUCAGUGAUCUGUAAACAAUGAGUGAUGUGUAAACAAUCAGUGAUCUUGAAUAUUUGGAUAAAGACCUCACGGGUGAAUGGCAUGGAGUCCUAGUAGAAAUUGUGAUACUUGUAAUUAUCACCUCAAGGAUAAAUCAAAGAGAAAAUAAUCAUAAAAUUAUUAUGUUUUAUUAAGUGAAUAACUGAUAGUUGAUUAAGAAAAAUGUGUGUACGGAUAUAUAAAUGUUAACAAAAAUAUAGCAUGAGGAAUCAGUAUUUCUCAUCUAAUGGCAAACCCAGUACUAACAGCCGAUCCUUCCACCACCACCAGUACUACAGCCGAGUCUUUCACCACCAACAGUACUACAGCUAGUCUUUCACCACCAUCAGUACUACAGCCGAUCCUUCCACCACCACCAGUACUACAGCCGAGUCUUUCACCACCAACAGUACUACAGCUAGUCUUUCACCACCAUCAGUACUACAGCCGAUCCUUCCACCACCACCAGUACUACAGCCGAGUCUUUCACCACCGCCAGUGCUACAGCCGAGUCUUUCACCACCGCCAGUGCUACAGCCGAGUCUUUCACCACCACCAGUACUACAGCCGAGUCUUUCACCACCACCAGUGCUACAGCCGAGUCUUUCACCACCACCAGUACUACAGCCGAGUCUUUCACCACCACCAGUUCUACAGCCGAUCCUUCCACCACCAGUACUACAGCCGAGUCUUUCACCACCACCAGUGCUACAGCCGAGUUUUCCACCACCACAAAUACUACAGCCGAGUCUUUCACCACCACCUGUACUACAGCCGGGUCCUAUUCAUGCUCUCUCCCAAAAACCAUAAAAAGCUUAUAUUAGGUUCCAGAGGUGUUGCUCACAGUGCCAUUAUGUCUGUCCGGCCCCCACCUCUCUCUCUCUCUCUCUCUCUCUCUCUCUAACUAACAAUUUUCUAAAUUGAAAAUUUUAAAAUUCGAAGAUAUUCACACUUACUACUGUGCCUUAUUUGUUCACAAAUCUGUCAAUCACUGAAGGCACCCAGAGCUAUUAAGACCACGCCCCAUGAACUCCUCAGUCCCAGACCUCCAUAAAAUAUCAUGGUGGGAAGAAGUGGAACAACUUACCCCCACCCAUCCGAGCAAACACUACGCUCCCUUCCUUUAAAUCAUCUCUUAAUAAAUAUUGUGUAAGUAUUAAUGUUUUUGCAAUAACUAAUUUAUAUACCUACUUUUCUUGUGUCACCAAAACCAUUAUAUCCUAAAUUGUCAUGUAGAUAGAUAGAAAUUACCUGGGCAAUAAAUAUACUGUAUAGUUACCGUCAAUACAUGAUACUGACAGCUCUGCCCUCUUGUUUCACCGUAAUACAGCCCAUGUUGUACUGCUUACCUCCCUUAUCAUAUUAAUGUAUAUCAAUUCCACUGUAAACUAUGUAUAUAAUUAUAAAUGUUAAACAAAAUAAAUAAAAUAAAUAAAUAACGAAAUGAUAACCGUGGUAACAUUCUGAUAUGUUCUUAUUACCACCAUGUUAUGUGUACUAUUCCAGUUGUUACUAAAUGUUACGUAAUACUUCCUUGAGAUAAAUGUACAGUAUAUAUCAGGUACCUACAAGAGAGUUCAGAUUCUCAGUUGACUCAACCAUGUUAAUAUUACUAUUUUUUUUAUCGACUCCGUAUCUGUGUGUCUCUGGAUAAAUAAACUGUUACAAUGCAAUAUCACGAGUUACGACAGUCCCCAGAUUACGGUUUUAGAUAUAAGAUUGACGAUGAUGAUGAGUAUGAUGGUAAUAAUAAUGAUGAGAAUGAUGUUGAUAAUGAUGAUAAGUAUGAUGGUAAUGAUGAUAAUGAUGAUCAAACCUCCCAAGUGAAGGCUCAUGAGAGACUAUCUGCUGCUUUUGCCAUCCCAGAAAUUAACACAAUCUGAGCCAUCUUAACGGGAAUAGUGUGUUCCAAUCGUUUAUUUAAGUACUCGUGUUUGCUUUUGGAGCCUAAAUUGAUAUUGUUUAUAUCCCUAGGAGCCUUAGUUGAUAUUGUUUAUGACCUAAUUUGUACAGUCCUUUUUUACAUAAAUGAUAAACCUGUUUUUAAAUGUG
Messenger RNA from Homarus americanus (American lobster), 4050 nucleotides. RefSeq lists its product as uncharacterized. The transcript has 4 exons. The record is from RefSeq and is a predicted model, not a curated record. Lineage: Eukaryota; Metazoa; Arthropoda; Malacostraca; Decapoda; Nephropidae. Bases 824 to 1702 code for a protein of 292 amino acids.